AUGAGCAUCCCUCCCAAGGUGAGCCGCGAGCUGGCCGACGCGGUCCAGGAGGAUGCCCUCAGGGCCGCGCGCGAUGAGGCCAAGCACCGCGCGGUGCGCCAGAUGGAGGGCUACGACGUCUUCAAGAACAUGGUCGCCGUCGCGCACCUCAGGCCGCACAACCUCCCCGGCGACGCCUCGCACAUGACCGCCGCGGACAGGGCCGCGGCUCGCGCGCCCGCGUUCUCGUUCACGCCCGAGGGAAGGGCAUCCGGACCCGCAUCGACGCCGGGCGCGUCGACGCCGCUGACGCCGGCGGCGGACGCCGCGUCGAUUCGCGCGCCCUCCUCCGCGGCGGAGUUCGAGAAGACGUGGCGUCGAUCGUGCAAGUCCACGGACGCCAGGUGGAGGUACCUCGGGCUCGUCGCGGGUACGCGGGAGGGACGAAUCGCGAAACUGUUCAGGGUGGAGAUCAACGGCACGGUGCUCUCGGAGCUCGUCGCCGCGCUCGCCGCGGGGUACGCGGGCGACGGCCGGAGCAUUCGCGACGACGACGAGUGGGCGGGGGCGCGAGGCGCGCGGGCCAUCGGCGAGCGCGUGCGAGCCUUCUUGGCCGAGCUGGCGACGUGCGGGCGGUUCGCGCUCGCCGCGAAGCUCAUGGGAAGCGGGGCGCGCGAGGCGAUGAGGACGCUGGCGGACGCGCUGGUCGCGAACGGCGCGGUGGACGCCGGCGCAGCGGAGGCGCUCAAGUCGGCGUACGGCUGCGGGUGA
Messenger RNA from Micromonas commoda, 750 nucleotides. RefSeq lists its product with no specific name. Gene Ontology annotation, cellular component: outer dynein arm. Bases 1 to 750 code for a protein of 249 amino acids. The record is from RefSeq and is a predicted model, not a curated record. Lineage: Eukaryota; Viridiplantae; Chlorophyta; Mamiellophyceae; Mamiellales; Mamiellaceae. The transcript has a single exon. Gene Ontology annotation, biological process: inner dynein arm assembly; determination of left/right symmetry; epithelial cilium movement involved in extracellular fluid movement.